Molecule: messenger RNA, 996 nt
Organism: Diaporthe citri
Lineage: Eukaryota; Fungi; Ascomycota; Sordariomycetes; Diaporthales; Diaporthaceae
Exons: 1
Coding region: 1-996 (331 amino acids)
Molecular function (GO): hydrolase activity, acting on carbon-nitrogen (but not peptide) bonds, in linear amides
Source: RefSeq, a predicted model, not a curated record
AUGGCACACUCCUUCCACGUUCCCCUGUCCAAGGCGCAUCUGAAAUGGAACAACGCCCUCCCCCCAGCCCUCACAGUGCCCUCCGGCGCCGAGAUCACAUUCGACCUCAAGGACGGCGCGAACAACCAGAUCCGCCCAGACAAUGAGGCCACCUGCUUCUCGACAUUCGACCGCGACCAAGUGGACCCGGCCUUCGGCCCCGUCUACGUCGAGGGCGCCGAGCCGGGCGACGUGCUCAAGGUCGAGAUCCAGUCCCUCGCCACGGCCGACUACGGCUGGACCGCCGUGUUCAACGGGUUCGGCCUGCUGGCCGACGACUUCCCGGAGGAGCACGUCAAGAUCUGGGACCUGAGCGGCAAGUCCCUGCUCCCCGGGACCACCGGCGCGAGCGGCCCUCCCCGCGCCGUCUUCAAGCCCGGCAUCUCCGUGCCCGUGCGGCCGUUCCUCGGGGUCGUGGGCAUUGCGCCCGCCGAGCAGGGCGAGUUCAGCACCAUCCCGCCCUACGCCCUCUCGGGCGGGAACGUCGACACGCGCUACCUCGGGAAGGGGUCCACGAUCUACUUCCCCGUGCAAGUGCCCGGGGCGCUGUUCAGCUGCGGGGACGCGCACGCUGCACAGGGUGAUGGCGAGGUCUGUGGGACAGCUAUAGAGACCCCGGCGACGGCCACCGUUAAGUUGAGCAUCGUCAAGAAGGGCGCGGAGGGCUGGAUGGAACUCUCGAGCUUGCACUAUACUACGCCGCCGCGGGUGGGCGAGGCUGCUGAGGAUGAUCUCAAGGGGACCUACGCCGCUCUGGGCAUCCACGCAGACCCAAGGGAGGCGGCAAAGAUGGCACUGAGAGGUCUUCUUGACUGGCUGGAGAAGAACAAAGGGCUCACAAGGGUGGAGGCCUACAUGUUGGCCAGUGUGGCGGCGAGCUUGAGGAUGACUGAGGUGGUUGAUAUGCCUAAUUUUGCAGUUUCUUGCUCUAUUCCGCUAAAUACAUUUGAGGAGUAG